Molecule: messenger RNA, 767 nt
Organism: Aedes aegypti (yellow fever mosquito)
Lineage: Eukaryota; Metazoa; Arthropoda; Insecta; Diptera; Culicidae
Exons: 2
Coding region: 13-318 (101 amino acids)
Source: RefSeq, a predicted model, not a curated record
GAUUUCCCCGGAAUGUGCUUCGCCUCUACUCGUUGUGCCACCAUCGAACCUGGAAAGUCCUGGGAUCUGGCUCCAUUCUGUGGACGUUCGACCUGCGUAGUUUCGGAAACUAACCCAUCUCAACUGCUGGAACUGGUUGAAGAUUGCGGACCACUGCCACUGGCCAACGACAAGUGCAAGCUGGAUACGGACAAGACCAACAAGACCGCCCCGUUCCCGUACUGCUGCCCGAAGUUCACCUGCGAGCCAGGCGUGAAACUGGAAUACCCAGACGUCAAGGGCCCGGAAGCUGCUCCGGAAGACGACAAGAAGAACUAAGCUGGGACACCCGAAAUUAAAUCCUGAAACGACCAACAUGAGAACAACAAAAUAGAGUAUUGAACACCCAACCUCAAGAGCGUCACACUUGGUUCGGUAUUCUUCCGUUUUUUUUUAUUAUUUGUACCGAUACCGGACGUAGACUAUUAAGGCUAAUCUCAACAAAUGGCGCAAAAAAGUGUAUUAUCGAACAAGGAACACACCAUAUACCUAUUAGUCAAGUAUGUGAUAUUAGAAAUAUGUAUUUAUCAGAAAAGUACUAUUUUAAAACACAAUAUUUCGUUACCAAACUGUUGGCGCGAAGAUUGCGCAGUUUGCCGAUUUUCGCCGAAUAUGGACAAAUUGAUUAUACUCAAACAGUCUUUUUCUCGAUGUUGCUAAUACUUAAUUUUGUUUUGUCACAUGAAAAAGUACAGAUUUUAUAAAUAAAGUUCUCAUUUUUCACUAAA